AUGCAACCAUUCUGCUCAUCCGACAAGGCUACAUCGUCCGGCCCGGGCCAAAAUCUCUAUAGUUGCCACGUCACCCAUCAACACACACGCACUCUCUCUCUGGUAUUUAAACCCAUUACCAAGCUCCCUUUUCGUUUUUCACCCUCCAAAGAAGACAUGGAUUUGUACGCUCCUCUCUUCGAGAAAACACGAAUACCCCAACCCUCGCUCCAGAAACUAGCUGUUAUCUCUAUCUUCGACAAGUUCCGAUCUACCGCGCCGUCCGAUGCCGGCCGAGAAGCCGUCGGCCGCUGCCUCCGCUCCGCCUCCCCCUCCGUCGUUGAUCAGUCCGCGCGCGAGCUCUGCCGCCUCGUCAAGGACGCGAAAUUGGAUGUCUCGACUGGCUUGUUGGAGUUGCAGUCCGCACUCGAAGAGUCUUCCAGUCCUGAAUUAUCCAGCGUAUUCGUCAGAGCCAUUGGAUUGCUUACCAGGCUUGGUUUUCAGCAAAAUCCGAGUUCAUUCCGGUUUCAUUCGUCCGAGCUUCAUCCUUUUGUCAAGGUCCUUUGUUAUGGGACUGAAAUUCAAGGUGGACUUGUGAAACAAGUAAUUAUGUUGAUCAUGAAGUGUAAACACCUGGGAAUGGAGGCUGUCUGUGAUUUUUUGGGUCCCUUCUUAAAUUAUUCCAUUACAAAAGUUCCUGUUGCAAGUUCCAGUUCAGCAUUUGUGAGGGAGUUGGUAUCCACAAUGGCGGCAUUCUGCUGCUCUUUUCCCCAAGAAGCCAUUCCCAUAAUGAAGAUGCUGACUCGAUGUCUUAGUUUUUUCCCAUGUAAGAAUGCUGAAGAGGUUACAACUGUUUCAUGUAUCAUUGAAUCCUUGGUGGAUGCAUAUCAGGUAGUUUCGAAGCAGUUGGUUGGAAUGGGGCUGCUUGUUGAUGAAGUUCAGUCAUGUGGAUUGGCAUUGCUAGAGGCAGUUUUCUUGCAAAAUAGGAAUUUCCGAUCUCGCUUGGGUGGGGUUGACAUAUUAUUAGAUGCUGCAAGGAACAUAUUGGCUGUUCAGAAAGAGCUUGGCCUUGAUUGUUGCACUGAACUUUCCUUGGUGACAUUAUUUUUGUUCCAAGUUCUCACUCAGUCAGAUAUUGAGCACGAACAAUAUUCCAUACUUAAACUACUUUUGUUUAUCCUAAGAUGGAAAUAUGAAAAUGAUUAUUUCAUCGGUGCUUCUGCUAGUGAAUCAAUUGAGGAGCUUUUAUUUAUCUUUCCUGUGCUUGCACUUGUUUCCUCUCCAUCUAGAUCCAUCAAACAAAUGGCUACUGAUUUACUUUUUAUUUUGGAAAAGAUUGCUACUAAUAUACUGAUUGCACCCAAGGAAAAACAACAGGUCAGGGGAAAGCACUUGCUGGCUGUUACUCCUGGUCACAUUGUUUUCAGGUUUCUGAGGAAUAUGUUGUUUGAGGAUCAAUUGUCAUCCCACUGUCUAUUUUAUGUGAAUCAUUUUUCUGAUGGUGACAUCGAUUCCGACAGAGAGCAUUCUGAACUGGAGAUAUGGACUUCCUGUGUGACGGAGUAUUGUAUGCGACUCUUUGGAAAGGGCAAAGCCACUCCAUCCACCUCUCCAUCUAAAGAAAUCUUUCCAACAGAAAUACCUCUGAUACUUGGUGCAGUUUCUGGUGUCUUUCUCUUGCAUCACACGAGGAACUUCUCCAUUGAUCUGUUGGCUACUUGCAGUAGUAUUGAGCCCAUGCUUGGUGUUCCUUUGUUGCUGUUAACUUUAUUCUACAAUCAUGUAUGCUCAAGUGCAGAAAAAUUAAAAUAUAACGACUACCAUGAUCUGCGGCUUAAGCUCUUGGGUUUGCUUCCAUCAGUUGCUUCACAUCCUGCAAUGAUACCACUGGUGUUCCAGAUUCUUCUGCCUAUGCUCCAGAAGGAUGUGGACCAUGUCAUAAAAGCGGUUGCUAUACGCUUGGUUAGUAAGACCUGGGAGAUCAAUGGCCGGGUUUUUGAUAGUUUGCAGGCAAUCUUGCAACCAAAUGGACUAGCACAGUACGAAGCUGAAAGUGACACCUGUAUCAGCAUUGCAGUCUCUAUAGAAGAUGUCUGCAAAAGAAACCCUGAUAAGGGAGUGGAUAUUAUUUUGUCUGUUGCGGCUUGCAUAGAAAACAGCAAUCCUUGGGUGAAGUCUCUUGGAUUACGAAGUCUUGCUCAUCUUUGUGAAGCUGAUGCUAUUGAUUUUUAUACUGCCUGGGAAGUCAUUGCAACGCAUAUUCGGGAUUACCAUGGAAAUUCAAUUGUUGCUUAUGGGCUGUCUCUUCUUUUAAAAUGGGGCGCAAUGGAUGCUGAAGCAUAUCCAGAAGGAGCUGCAAAUGUUUUGAACAUAUUGUGGAACAUUGGAACCCACCAAGAAGCUAAACAGAGUUCUUCUUGGAACAGAGCGCGAGAAGCUGCGUUCGUAGCUUUAUUGCAAUAUGAUGUGGUGCAUAUCCAGAGAAGCAUACCGGAUUUUAGCUCCAGGAACAUGGAAUUCCUCGUUUCUCAGUCUGAUCUUGAUUCGCUCCCGGCAUUCAAAGAAUUUGAAGUCAAAAUCAUAAAUCACGAGCACAUUACAAGAAGAAGAUUCGUAAAGCAGAAAAGGGUCUCCGGAUCUGGAAACAAGAUUGUUAAGUUGUUAGAUGUAGUGCCUGGUGUUAUUUUCAAUUCAGGAAGUAAGCAAACUAUAAAAGAGUUCCCUGGUGCAGCUUUAUUUUGUUUUCCCACUCAUAGAGAUACGAAGAAACAAGGAAUGUCAAAAGAUGUUCAUGCUAAAUAUGAAGAUGCAGCUGUAGAAAUAGCAGCCUCUCUUCAGAUUUCAAGAAAUACUUUUCUCGCCCUUUUUUCUCUGCAAUCAUGGAAACCUUUCAUGCAAAGGUGGCUGAGGUCUCGCGUGAUGGUACUUGAGGCAAAUGUUCAUGGCACCGUGUUAGAUAACACGUCAAAGGCUGCUAACGAAAUCCUGAAGAUUCUAACAAGGUUAGCAGAUGCAGCAAUUCCUCGGUCUGCUGAAAAUAUCGCAUUAGCACUUGGAGCUUUUUGUGUGGUUCUACCUGCAUCUGCACACAUGGUUAAGUCGAUGGCUUCAAAGUUCUUGCUAGACUGGUUGUCUCAGUAUGCGCACGAAUACCGCCAAUGGUCGGCUGCAAUUUCUCUUGGGUUGAUAUCAAGUUGCCUGCAUUUGACUGAUCAUGAGCAGAAGUUUGAGAAUAUAAAUGCCCUUCUUGAGGUGGCCUCCUUUAGCAAGAGCACCCUUGUGAAAGGAGCUUGCGGGAUCGGAUUGGGUUUUUCAUCUCAGGAUCUUCUAAACCGAAUUGAUUACGGGGCUACAGCUCAACUGGAAAAGGAAACACAUGGGAUGCAUGAAACUGAACUAUUAAGAAAAAUCAUCAGGACUUUAGUCGAGAUGAUAUAUCAGUUAGGUGGGUCAUCAGAGAAUAUACUGAAAAAGCUAAAUGACUAUAUACCUCUAGAAACAGAUUAUUUAUCUACUGAAUUUGAAGCUAUAAUUGAGGACAAUGAUCAUCGGGAGGAGGAUGCAUGGGCUAUUGCUGGACCUAUAAUCGGUUUAGGUAAUUCUCUUGGCGCAAUGUACAGAUUUGGGGCAUACGAUGCAGUCCUUUAUUUGAAAGAUUUAGUUUUCUCGUGGAUUCCAGUUACAAGUACUUCAUCCUCAAAAUCUGUCACGAGUGACGGAUGUGUCCAGAUGUCAUCUCUAGGAGCAUGCCUUGCUCUACCAACUAUAGUGUCUUUCUGCCUUAGGGUUGAAAUGAUUGAUGAUACUGAGCUAGAGCGUCUUAUGAAUGGCCUUACAGAGCUCAUCUCUGGAUUGUCGUCCGUUAUACAAUCUGAUUCCUUCAACCAGAGUUUGUUAGUGACGGCUUGUGCUGGAACUGGAAGCCUCCUUUCUAUUGUUUUGAAUGCGGGAUUGAACUUUCUAAAAGCAGAGGAUGUUAAAGGAUUGCUGGCAUUAUUUAGAAAAACGUACUCGAGUCCUCACGUGCUGUUUGUUCAUCUAGGAGGAAUGGUUGGUGUUAUAAAUGCAAUGGGCGCUGGUGCUGGGACUCUGUUACUAUCUCAUGAGUUGGGUUCUUUACUUCCAAAUCAUGCCCCAGAGACGGAGUUAACAUCACUGGUUCAAGAGAUAUUUCUGAUUGCACAAAAUCCUGACGAUCCUCAAUCACAGCAGCAUGCGGCGUGGGCUAUUUUGUUUCUUAGGCAUUCCAUCUUCUCUAGAGACCGUUCAAAUGAGGAGAGUGCAGUACAUGGUGACUCUGGUGUCAUCAAGUCUGCCUCUCACGGAUUUGCGGAAGAUAGUUUGGUUAUGAAACUCUCUCUGUGGCUCACACAGAUGAAUUAUUCCGAGCAGGGUGGCAGUAUAAAUACUAGAACCGUCACCUUAGCUUUGCGAUGUCUGUCAUAUGCUCCAAGAUUGCCGUCGUUGGAUUGGGGAGCUAUCGUAAGACGGUGCAUGAAAUACAGUGGUCAAAUUGUUGAAACCCCUUCGCAUGACACAGCCCUCAGAAAAGGAACCACCAUAAGGGAGGAUUGCUUUCUGUUCUUGUUGUCUCAUGCAAACCAAUUCGACUCACUUCUCGGCAUCCUUGACGAGCUGUAUGAUCUGGCGAGGCUCAAGACGCUCGAGCUGAACCUGCAAUCACUUAUGCUAUUGCACCUUGCCGGCCUGUUAAAGACCUUCUCCAACUCCCGACUGGCGAAGCUUUUCGAUGACGUGGCAGAUUUCUUACAUUGGUUUGUCUCCUCUGAACGGUAUGAUCAUGGUGGACGAGCCUCAUUGCGGGUUUCUUGCUGGAAGGGUUUGACGACUUUUUUGGAUGAGGCACAAGAUUACACAAGUAAUGUGGAACAUUGCAUGAAAAGUCUAUUUAAGAUGUUGCCAUGGUGUGAGUCGGGGGCUACUGUACAUAAGAAGGGUUCGAAAUUAGAAUGGGCUGAAGCAAUUAAAUGCCUAGGGAAGGCUCGGCAAAGCUGGCUAUCUGAUCUACUGCGGAUUUCGGAUGCAAAUUUCAGAAAUGAACAUCAGAUCCCGAACACUCUGAAAAAGGUUCAAGCUAUAGUUUCACUAGUUCGGAUGGGUUCCUUACCCUUGUCAGAACUCGCAAAAUGGAAAGCAUACAUUCUAGACAUAAAUUCAGAAGUUAUAUGGGACAUUUUGGUAGAACUCUCUGUAACCUUGAAACAAAAGGAUCAAAGCGUGAGACAACAAUGGCUCGUUGACACAGCAGAAAUUCUGUGCGUGACAAGUUUCCCUUCAACGGCACUUCGGUUUUUGGGUCUCUUAUCCGGCAGCUCCUGCAAAUACAUGCCCAUGUUGUCUGCAGAUAAAUCAAGCGUGUUGAGUGACCUACCCGUCACUUUAUCCUCUCUCCUGGUGGGCACUAGCUGGGAGAUAGUUGCCGAAAGUGUAGCAUUGUAUAUUUGGAGAUCAACGGAUAGGAUUUAUGACUGGGCAAGACACGUCCAGCUUGGCGAAUACUUUCCGGGUUCACAGCCUAUCGACAGGUCGGAGAACGAAUUUGCUGUUUCCAUCCUGCAAGUGUUGUAUCGGACUUGUGUUUCAUUGAAAGAGUAUUUGCCUGUGGACAAUAAACUGGGACUUGCUAACAUGGUUGUCAAAGAAUUGUAA
This is a messenger RNA of Striga hermonthica, 5649 nucleotides long. Lineage: Eukaryota; Viridiplantae; Streptophyta; Magnoliopsida; Lamiales; Orobanchaceae. The record is from the annotation of a GenBank genome assembly.